This is a messenger RNA of Toxorhynchites rutilus septentrionalis, 3131 nucleotides long. RefSeq names its product insulin gene enhancer protein isl-1 (gene tup). Gene Ontology annotation, cellular component: nucleus. Gene Ontology annotation, molecular function: cis-regulatory region sequence-specific DNA binding; DNA-binding transcription factor activity, RNA polymerase II-specific. The record is from RefSeq and is a predicted model, not a curated record. Bases 996 to 2339 code for a protein of 447 amino acids. NCBI's taxonomy places the organism in Eukaryota, Metazoa, Arthropoda, Insecta, Diptera, Culicidae. Gene Ontology annotation, biological process: neuron fate specification; positive regulation of transcription by RNA polymerase II; axonogenesis. The transcript has 8 exons.
AUUCGCGGGGUACGUUGUGGUACUGUUUUGAACGUUUCUGUCCCAUCGCUCUCUCUCUCUCCGAGUGUAGUCGUGCUUGCAAUACGUGUGUACGGACAGAUCCCACUGUGCGAUGCGAAUCGUUCCACAUUGCGGUGUGAUGCACGUGCCAAUAAUCUGAUCGUAUCGUAUCCUCACCUUUCGCCGAAAAUUGUGACAACUCUCCGGGCUUUUGAUAUCGGUUAUUUCAUCAAUUGUUACGCGGAACGAACGCUCGGCAAACCAAAUUUGGUCAAUGCCACUCCUGUUUAUUAUUUAUUAAUCAUUUUAUGACUCGAAAUGAGGGAACAGUGAUUUUGGGUGGUUGAUGAGUGAGAUAGCGACUCGAGAGGCCUCCCCCGCGCUCCUCGCGCGUGAAUAGUAAAAUAAAAAGUAGCCCACAAGAUAAUCUGUGUUUAUGGAUGUUCACCACUUUGGAAAUGAAAAUAUAGGAAACCAUCAAUUAUAACGGCUCAACGAUUGAAAAUUCGGUGAUCAUCACGCGUAAACAUCAUAAAUCACACCUAGGCAGCGGUCCAGCCCCAGCAGCGGAAAAUGCGGAAGUGAACGCGCUUAGCUUGUUCAACAAAUAGUUAAUCAAUUUGGUGGUAAUUAAAUACAAACGCGUCGUCGAGCGGUUCAUGAUCGUCCGAUCGUCGAACCGGCAGCAGCACUCGUGCCUUAUCCGUGGAUAGUGAUCAUAGGUUGCAUUUGACAGACCAAGACGUCCUGCCAACCGGCACGGAAGCAAUCGGAGAAGAUCUACUUCAUUGAAGUGCUGCGCGCUAUGCGUGGGAAGUGAUUUCAGCGUAUUUUUUUCGGGUGUCAUUCGUGCAUUGCCCAAACUCAGUGUUGUGAGUUGGAUUCUGUGUAUACGUGUGUGUGUGCGUGUGUGACGAUCGAUCUUACCGUCGAUCGUGUGUGCCAUACGAGGACGACCCGACGUUUCGAGUAAAACCAAUCAAAAAUCAUCCUAUAUGGUAAUGGCAGAGAUCGGUGGCCCAUUGGCACACCAGUUGAAUCCCCUGCAGAGCCACCGGGGAGGACUGGUGCAGCCAUCGCUGGUGAUGAACCACCACCUGGAUCCGCUGGACAACGGUGGCGGAACUUGCCUUGCACCCAACAUUCAUCCAAAAAAGGAACGCCUUUCGCUGUGCGUGGGUUGCGGCGGCCAAAUUCACGACCAGUACAUCCUGCGUGUAGCACCGGACCUGGAGUGGCACGCGGCCUGUCUGAAGUGCCAGGAAUGUCGACAAUUCCUGGACGAGAGCUGUACCUGCUUCGUGAGGGAUGGCAAAACGUACUGUAAGCGGGAUUAUGUUAGGUUAUUUGGUACAAAAUGUGAUAAAUGCGGAAGCUCCUUUAGUAAAAACGACUUCGUGAUGAGGGCCAAAACGAAAAUCUACCACAUAGAAUGCUUUCGGUGUUCCGCCUGCACGAGACAGCUGAUUCCCGGUGACGAGUUUGCGUUACGGGACGGAGGAGCCCUGUACUGCAAAGAGGAUCAUGAUCACCUGGAGAAGUCCACCCAAAACAGUAUUAUCCAGACCGUAGAGCCAAAUAACAACAUCAGCAGUAACACCAACCAAAACAACAACAAUAACAAUAAUAGUAUAAGCAAUAACAAUCACUCAAGCGAGCUUGGCUCGAUGUCGGAUUCGGGCAGUGAAUCCGGUUCCCACAAAAGUAUGCGUGGCAAAGGACCCUCCGGGCCUUCCGACGGGAAACCCACCAGGGUGCGAACGGUGCUCAACGAGAAACAACUACACACCUUAAGAACCUGCUACAACGCUAACCCCCGACCGGAUGCCCUGAUGAAGGAGCAGCUGGUGGAGAUGACCGGCCUGUCGCCGCGUGUUAUCCGAGUCUGGUUCCAAAACAAGCGGUGUAAGGACAAGAAGAAAACCAUCCAAAUGAAGCUGCAAAUGCAACAGGAGAAGGAAGGUCGUAAGCUGGGGUACGGCAUGCAGGGAAUCCCAAUGGUGGCCAGCUCCCCCGUGCGGCACGAUUCUCCGCUGAAUUUGCACGGCCUAGAAGUAACCGCUUAUCAGCCCCCAUGGAAAGCCCUGUCGGAUUUCGCGCUGCACUCGGAUCUCGAUAAUAAUGGCGCGAUCAACACCCAUACACCUGCGUUCCAGCAUCUAGUCAACCAGAUGCACGGUUACGACGUCGGAGGCGGCGGUGGCAUGCAGCCGAUGCCUGGCCAGGGCCAAGGUCCACCACUUACCUCGCACAUGGACAUGAGCGGCCAUCACCCGGACAGUACCGAUUCCUAUGUGACAUAUCUGGAGAGCGACGACAGCAUGCAGGGCAGCCCGUAGAGCCCCCAUGGGUAGUGGCAAUGUUUUUAACCUAAAAUGAGAGUAACCUAAAAUUCGUAGGGUAAAAGAUCGCGUUUUCUCCUCCUCCACACGUACAAUCGACUGAGCAGGAGUAAUAAACAGGUGGCAAUAUUUUAUGUUUUUCAAUCGUAUAUAUAUUUCGCAUUAGUUUCGUACGCAGGAAUAGUAAUUUAAUUUAUUGUAAACAGUUUUCUUUUCUGUCCGUAACCUCAGAAUUCUAGCCAAUCGUACUUUACUUUAUUUAAUUGUCCACUAGGGUUGCGUAGCGUUGAAUGUUUGCUUACAGAUGCUUGCCAAGGAAGCGUCCCGUUUCGUUUCAUGUAAAUAAUGUAUGAUAGAGCGCAUAACAGCGAACUUGAGAUGGGAGUCAUUCGGGCAUUUUCUCACUCACUGAAAGGUAGCAUAAUCAAAUUCAAAGUUACAAUGGUCUCUUAAGCGUUAAGGCGUUGAUUUCUAAAUCAAUUUUCAUGUACAUAGUUACUUAUUUAUUAGUCUUAUGAUUCGAACCAUGUCAAGCGCAACAGUUAAGAAGAUUCACAGCGGAAAAAAUGAUCAUGUUCGAAAAAAUAGGAGGAAGAUUUAAACUUGACUAGGUUUUUGCUAGCGAAACAUCGGGGUGUAAAAGUAUAUAAUUGUAAAAAAAAACAGAAAUCAGUUUUUAGAUUUAAAAUGCAACUUUCAUCUGAGAGCAACAAGAUUAUGUAAACUAAUGAAAAUCUGUAUGAUAUAAUAUUAUGACUGCAUGGGAAAAUAAAUUAGAUCGAUUAUGAA